This is a messenger RNA of Microthlaspi erraticum, 1197 nucleotides long. The record is from the annotation of a GenBank genome assembly. NCBI's taxonomy places the organism in Eukaryota, Viridiplantae, Streptophyta, Magnoliopsida, Brassicales, Brassicaceae.
AUGAAACCUCUAAUCUAUCCCAUCUCAAACCCUAAUGGAGCCUUUAAAUACAAGAGGAUUAGGUUUAGGGUCAAAGGAAAGUCAAGGGGGAAGCAACAUUUUUCGGGUUUGACUUUGACUUCUCAGCUCGAUCGAGUUGAAGCUUGGCCGGUCGAGUUGAGGAACUCGACCGGUUGGUCGAGUAGACGGUCGAGCUGGUCUUCAAGAUGGCUUCUCCCUUCUUCCUUUGCGUAUCCAGUUGAGCUGCUUCCAUGUGCCAAGUCCCUCCAUGCUCCAUAUGCUCCAGAAUGCUCCAAAAGACCUAUUUCAAAGGACCAAACAUGCAUAUACUUUCACAAGCAAGAAGUGAUCCUUCACAAGGUGAAUAGUUUGGUGUCAUAUCGCUUGCAGCCUAGAGGUUCAGACUUUUGUGCAACAAUUGACAGUACCACACCCAGUUCUAAGAGUCAUGGAGCUACAAAGGUUGUGAAGGAAAGAGUUGACAAAGAACCAAGAGUUGGGAAGGAUAAGGAUGAGAGAGGACCAAGGAUUGAGAAGCCACGUCUUGAGAGGGCUAGAGUUGAGAAACCACGUUCUGAGAGACCACGAGCUGAUAGACUUGUUCAAGCCCCUUGUGUGCUUGAUGAAGAAAGCCUUCAAGCUUUGUUUGAUGAGCCACUAGGAAGGGCUCUAAAAGAAGGGGAGGAUGUAGCCUCUAAGGCAAGACCAGGGGAUAAAAGAAAAGAUCCACCAGCUCAGGCCCCUUCAUUCAAGCCAUCUCAGCUCACAAUGACUUUGUUCCCCACCAAGUUUGAAAAUGGGAAGAUUGAGUACAAGAUAAGGUACAAGGGGAGAUCAAGGCCAUUCUCUAGAGCCAAAGCCUUGGUGACUUCAGAACAAUCCAGGGACCCAACCAAGCUAAAGGAGCUUCUGUCUCAAGUCCUCACUAUCACCCUUGAUGGUCUUUUGGAGCAUAUGGGACAUGAGGAGCUUGGAGGGACUUGGCACAUGGACGCAGCUCAACUGGAUACGCAAAGGAAGAAGGGAGAAGCCAUCUUGAAGACCAGCUCGACCGUCUACUCGACCAACCGGUCGAGUUCCUCAACUCGACCGGCCAAGCUUCAACUCGAUCGAGCUGAGAAGUCAACAGUCAAACCCGAAAAAUGUUGCUUCCCCCUUGACUUUCCUUUGACCCUAAACCUAAUCCUUUUUAUUUAA